UAGCAGUGCAAAACCACGAGCAUCUAGUCCUAGACCGCCUAGUAGUGUUUCGGACGGGAGUGGAUCCGUCAGGCAACUAUCCCUUGAUGAUAAAGGUAUCCCUGUCGUUCAACUGCAAAAUCCACAAGAAGCCUGUAGUACUACCGCGUCUGCAGUUGCAACAACAUCAUCG
Amoebophrya sp. A25 is the source of this 172-nucleotide messenger RNA. NCBI's taxonomy places the organism in Eukaryota, Dinophyceae, Syndiniales, Amoebophryaceae. The record is from the annotation of a GenBank genome assembly.